UCUGUGUUUAUAUGGACGAGCGCGCGCUGCGUGUAGUAACUUCAGCACCUGGACAGCGACCUCCGCGAGACAGGCGUCACAUACUGAAGCGCGCGGCGCCACGCGCUUCGACAUGGCUUGAAAUACCGCAUUAAAGUGCUCCACAGUAGUCUUUUGUUGUUGAAAAGCCGGACUGUUGCGCUGAAAUAUCUCCACACUGAGUAUCAGAAACGAAAAGCGUCGGUUAGUGCGGGUCUCACUCAUCUAGAGGCUUCGCUCUGUGGAGCUGCUCUUCCGGACAGCGCGCGCGAGAAGGAAAAGUAACUGCGUCUACGCUGAUCUCACUGUACUCGAAGAUGCAGACAACCACCGGGACCGGACUGAAGCUCUUGCUGUGGAUUUUAAGCCACCUCAGCAUCUCUGAAGCAGCUUCUCCAUCAUCCCAAAAAUGUGAUGAAGCUCUGGUCACACCACUCCCCCAUAAUGCCUUCACCAGCUCCUCAGUGUUCACCAGUGGCUAUGCACCUGGAUACGCCAAGCUAAACAAAAGAGGAGGUGCAGGGGGCUGGUCUCCGCUGGACAGUGAUCAUUACCAGUGGCUGCAGGUCGACCUAGGGAGUAGAAAACAGGUCACAGCCAUCGCCACGCAGGGUCGAUAUAGCAGCUCUGAUUGGACAACACGCUACCGGCUGCUCUACAGUGACACAGGCAGAAACUGGAAACCAUACCAUCAAGAUGGCAACAUCUGGGCGUUUGCAGGUAACUCCAAUACAGAGAGUGUGGUUCGGCAUGACCUGCAAAACCCGAUUGUGGCCCGUUAUUUGCGCAUCAUUCCUUUAGACUGGAGUGAAGAGGGACGAAUCGGCCUCAGGUUCGAGAUCUACGGGUGCCCGUACUGGGCAGAUGUGAUUAAUUUUGAUGGGCAGGGGGUGAUCUCUUACCGCUUUAAAAUGAAGAAGAUGAAGAUUUUGAAGGACGUGAUAGCCCUGAAGUUUAAAACAUCAGAGAGCGAAGGGGUGAUUCUGCACGGAGAAGGUCAACAGGGGGACUACAUCACCUUGGAGUUAAGGAGAGGCCGGCUCCUGCUGCAGAUAAACCUCGGAAGUAAUCAGUACGGCUCCAUCCUGGGCCAUACAUCUGUGACCAGCGGCAGUCUGCUGGACGAUCAUCAUUGGCAUUCUGUAGUAAUUGAGCGCUACAGGAGAAAUGUCAAUUUCACCCUUGAUCAGCAUACUCAGCACUUCCGCACCAACGGGGAGUUUGACCACCUUGACCUGGACUAUGAGCUGACUUUUGGAGGGAUGCCUUAUUCUGGGAAGCCAGUCUCAGGAGGUAGAAGAAACUUCAAAGGCUGCAUGGAGAGCAUCAACUACAAUGGAGAGAACAUCACUGACCUGGCUAGAAGAAAGAAACUGGACACUUCCAGCUUUCGCAACCUGACGUUCUCCUGCGUGGACACGCACACGUUCCCCGUCUUCUUCAAUGGCACAAGCUUUCUGCAGCUGCCGGGGAGGAGGGACCACAAUAUGGUGUCUGUGGGAUUCCAGUUCCGUUCCUGGAACCCCAGCGGCCUGCUCCUGUUCAGCUCCUUGGCAGAUGGAAUGCUGGAAUUGGCUCUAAACGAUGGAAAAGUCACAGCGCACAUUAACGUCACCCAGCAGAAAAACAUGCGCGUGGACAUUGCAUCAGGUUCUGGUCUGAAUGAUGGAGAAUGGCAUGAUGUUCGCUUCCUGGCCAAAGAGAACUUUGCCAUGCUGACCAUUGAUGGGGAUGAAGCAUCAGCUGUGAGAACCAACUCGCCUGUCCAGAUCACAACUGGAAGCACGUACCACUUUGGAGGUUAUUUUUUAAGAACCAGAGCAUCUCCCAUCCAUCGCUCGUUCCAAGGUUGCAUGCAGCUCAUUCAGGUGGACGAUCAGCUGGCUGACCUAACCGCAGUGGAGCAGGGAAGAAUGGGAGCCUUCGAGAACGUCAGCCUCGACAUGUGUGCCAUCAUUGACAGAUGUAUGCCAAACCACUGUGAACAUGGAGGCCGAUGCAGUCAGACCUGGGACGGCUUCACAUGCACCUGCGAUGGGACGGGGUACACCGGAGCCACCUGUCACACAUCUGUAUAUGAGCAGUCCUGUGAGGCCUACAAGCAUUUGGGAAGAUCAUCUGAUGCCUACUGGAUUGACCCAGAUGGAAGCGGACCGUUAGGGCCUUUUAAAGUCAUCUGCAACAUGACAGAGGACAAGGUGUGGACGACUGUGGUGAAUAACCUACCAGCACAGACGGCAGUGACUGGCUCCAGCCGGGAGAGAAGGACGGUAUUGCAGCUGAACUACAGUGCCUCUAUGGAGCAAGUCACAGCUAUAACCAACAGCGCUGAGCACUGUGAGCAGCACGUAGCCUAUGCCUGCCGAAUGUCACGCCUACUCAACACACCAGAUGGAACACCUUACACAUGGUGGGUCGGCCGCGGUAACGAGAAGCACUUUUACUGGGGCGGCUCUGCGCCUGGCAUUCAGAAAUGUGCAUGUGGCAUUGAGCGCAACUGCACCGACUCCAAAUACUACUGCAACUGUGAUGCCGACCAGAAGCAGUGGAGGGAUGAUUCCGGGCUUCUGGUGUAUAAAGACCACUUACCGGUCAGCCAAGUGGCUGUCGGGGACACAAAUCGACCUGGCUCGGAGGCCAAGCUGACUGUGGGACCUCUCCGUUGCCAUGGAGACCGAAGCUACUGGAACGCGGCGUCCUUCAACACGCCAUCUUCGUACCUGCAUUUCUCCACUUUUCAAGGAGAAACAAGUGCUGACAUCUCCUUUUACUUCAAGACUUCUGCUCCCUAUGGUGUCUUUCUGGAAAACCUUGGAAACACGGAUUUCAUCCGUCUGGAGUUGAAAUCCCCAAUGGUGGUGUCGUUUUCGUUCGAUGUAGGAAACGGGCCGGUGGAAUUGAACGUGUACUCUCCUUCCCCACUGAAUGACGAUCAGUGGCAUCGGGUCAGCGCAGAGAGGAACACUAAAGAGGCCAUACUACAACUAGACCAGAAAUACAAGGAGGUCAGACCAGCACCUACACAGGGACACACGCGCCUGGAGCUCUACAGCCAGCUUUAUGUGGGUGCAGCAGGAGGUCAGAGAGGAUUUCUUGGAUGCAUCCGCUCUUUGAAGAUGAACGGGGUGACCCUUGACUUGGAAGAGAGGGCAGAAGUCACUCCUGGUGUGAAGCCUGGUUGUUCAGGUCACUGCACCAGUUUUGGGAUGUAUUGCCGUAAUGGUGGCAAGUGUGUGGAGAAAUACAAUGGCUACUCCUGUGACUGCACCACCACAGCUUAUGAUGGGCCUUUCUGUUCGAAAGACGUUGGCGGUUUCUUUGAGGCGGGAACACUGGUCAAGUAUAAUCUGGUACCUGAAGUGGUGGCUGCAGCCUCCAGCCUGGAUGAGAAGAGCGUAAUCCACAACCUGCCCGUCGAGACCAACCUGACACGUGAAGACCUGACCUUCAGCUUUAGCACCUCUACUUCUCCCAGCCUUCUGGUCUAUGUCAGCUCAAAGACCCAGGAUUACAUGGCCGUGGUGCUCCAUCACAAUGGUACCCUGCAGCUGCGGUACAACUUGGGUGGUCUCAGAGAACCCUUCACCAUUGAUAUUGACCAGAGGAACUUGGCCAAUGGGCAGCCCCACACCGUCAACAUCUCCCGGGUGGAGAGAAACAUAGAAGUACAGCUGGAUCAUUAUCCUCCCGUCACCUACACCCUUCCUGAAGCCUCAGACACUCAGUUCACCCUGGUCAAGUCACUCUUCCUGGGUAAAGUCUUUGAAACUGGUUACAUCGAUCCGGUGCUUAUUGAAAAAUACAACACACCCGGGUUUGUGGGUUGCCUGUCCAGAGUGCAGUUCAACAGCAUUGCUCCUCUAAAAGCCGCACUCAGGUCCCGUGGUUCUGCGCCUGUCUCACACCAGGGUAAACUGGUGGAAUCCAACUGCGGAGCAUCACCCCUCACUAUCCCACCCAUGUCUGCUGCAACCGACCCAUGGCACCUAGAUGCAGGUGCUGAUUUCCCCUUCAAUGAGGAAAGAGUGAUACCAGAUGGAGUUAAUAGGAAUUCAGCUAUAAUAGGAGGUAUCAUUGCAGUGGUGAUCUUCACUAUUCUGUGCACUCUGGUGUUUCUGAUCCGGUACAUGUUCCGCCAUAAAGGCACCUACCACACCAAUGAGGCCAAGGGGGGAGAGUCGUCCGAGUCAGCUGACGCGGCCAUCAUCAGCACCGAGCCCAAUUUCACAGAGACCAUCGAUGAAAGCAAGAAGGAAUGGUUCAUCUAAUGGGGGUGUACAGACUCUUUCAGAAUCUUUUUUUCAGUAUCAGAACUAAUGUUUUGGAUCAAACUCAUCACCAGUUUGAGAAACUGUCCUGUACAUAGUGACUGGCUUGUCUCUUUCUAUUGUGUUUUGGCAAAAGUCUUUUAAGUGUGUAAUCUCUGGAUCACAUCUUAAUAAAUCAUUUCACCAUGUGUUCUUUUUUUUACAGAAGCAAUUAUUUGCCAAAUUCCUUUCUUUUAUGAAGAGAUUAAUCAUUGUGUUCUUUUGCUUAAUCUUACAAAAAGUCCUUGUGUGGAAAAUGUUUUAGAAAGACUGUAAAUGUUAAAUGAUCUAUAUGAAUAUUUUAUUUAAUUCACUGCACAAACGACAGAGAUUUAAUUUUAAGAUGACAUUAGAUUGUAUAUCAUCAGUAUUUCAGUGAGGGGAAGAAAAUCAAGGCAUGCACCAAGAAUUAUGUCAAAUCGACACUGUCUAUUUGUAGCCUUCUGCACAGCUAUUCUCAUUUAUUUCCUGUGGAAGCCUUCAGUUUAUUGUUCCUUGCCAAACACCUCUCAGUCUUAAGCAUUUGUUUUUCUGAAGGCAUGUAUCAUGGCAUAAAGAUGUUAUUUUGAGAGAUCAUAUUGUCUGUGAUUCAUUUUUGCAGGCUGUGGCACAGUGACAUCUAUCUGGCAGAUUAACACCCAAACUUGUACCAUCAGCGUUUGUCACUGUAGAUGAAGAAGGUGGGACCACUGACACCCAAUGUAAUGACUUAAUUCAAGGUGCCUUUAGGAUUCAGCCAGCUGUCAAUGUAGAAGUUACUUUAUCUGGUUAAAUCGGUAAUGGAGAAUCCUAACACAUCAAACAGCUGUUUGUAUUUACUGAUAUAUUUGUCUGAGCGGAAAGUAGACCCAAUGUUCAUGAGUUUAGGCCCUGUUUACACUAGUGCGUUUUCAAACUAAAAUGGGCUCUGCAGAGUUUUCGAAAGCCUCCAUUUUCGAGGGUCAAAUACGUCGGAGUAGUGUAAACAACAGGUGUAACCGUAGCAAAAGUUAUGCGUUUUUUAAAACGAAAACUCGCUAGUGUAAACGGGGCCUUAGAAGUGUUCGGAAUGCUAAUGUUAUAUAAAUGUUCAGAAUGGAACGUUUUAUUUUGCAUAUAUGCUACAUUUAAGAAAUUAUUGCACUGUGCAUUUUGUCAAGUUACAGCUGACAUGUUGUCAAAAGCAUUUUCAUAGUUUGUUUUGUAAAGUCUUAUUUACUUUUUAAAUAAAAUGUCAAAUAAAAAGUUAAUUUGGCUACAGAUUCUCUCAGAAACUGGUUCACAGAUUGAUUUUAGAAAACUGAUGUUGCUCUCCCUCAGAUUUGUAUGUAUUUAUAUGUAUUUAUUUGUGAUAAAUAUCUAUGUUUAGCAUUAUGACGCAUUUGCCAUUGGAGUAAUUCCGAGCACUUCAGUCUCUGAUCUGAAUAGUUUACUAUAAUUCGUUCAAUCUAAAUUUGAUCGUUGUCUCAUCAGCUCUCAUAUUUAUGUGAUUUUGCAAACAGUGAAUAUGCUUCUUAUAAUUCAGAUUAUAAUAUUACAGUGCUAUUAUUUUUGGAAAGUUUUGUGUGUAAUGAUAUAUGUUUGGAAGGGUCUCUGUGUUCGCAGUCACAUCUCAGACUAUAACCACAUGUUAAUUUUGUUAAAUACUGAUAUUCAAAUUGACCUUUUAGAGAGGAGAAUGAGGGAUCGCAGAUUCAUGAGAAUGUAAGAGUCUUGAUGUUUCACACGUUUAUAAUCUAAUAUCAAAUUCUUCACCCCUCAUUUACAUUGAAAAUUUAAACAUUGUUUUGUAUAAUUGUAAGGUUAGUCAGUUAACAUUCACAAUAAAUGAAAUAUAUGAAUAUAUUUUUAUGAGGAUAUUUUGUAGAUGACCUAGCCUUUCUUUGUGUCUCAUCUGUAUUAGGGAAAGCCUGAAUGUUCAAAAUGUUCUGAA
Ctenopharyngodon idella (grass carp) is the source of this 6237-nucleotide messenger RNA. RefSeq names its product contactin associated protein 2a (gene cntnap2a). Bases 336 to 4286 code for a protein of 1316 amino acids. The transcript has 24 exons. Lineage: Eukaryota; Metazoa; Chordata; Actinopteri; Cypriniformes; Xenocyprididae. The record is from RefSeq and is a predicted model, not a curated record.